This is a messenger RNA of Ictidomys tridecemlineatus (thirteen-lined ground squirrel), 2887 nucleotides long. It is a transcript of the gene Marchf11, whose product is annotated as membrane associated ring-CH-type finger 11. The record is from RefSeq and is a predicted model, not a curated record. Gene Ontology annotation, biological process: protein ubiquitination. Gene Ontology annotation, molecular function: zinc ion binding; ubiquitin-protein transferase activity. Lineage: Eukaryota; Metazoa; Chordata; Mammalia; Rodentia; Sciuridae.
GCGGCGGCGGCGACCAACGCGCCGGGCACCAGCACCAGCAUCACCAGCCCAUCUGCAAGAUCUGCUUCCAGGGCGCGGAGCAGGGAGAGCUAUUAAAUCCCUGCCGAUGUGAUGGGUCAGUUCGGUACACACACCAACUGUGCCUGCUCAAGUGGAUCAGUGAGAGAGGCUCCUGGACCUGCGAGCUCUGCUGUUAUAGAUACCACGUGAUAGCCAUUAAGAUGAAACAACCUUGCCAGUGGCAAAGCAUUUCUAUAACACUGGUUGAGAAAGUUCAGAUGAUUGCUGUAAUCCUAGGAUCCCUGUUCUUAAUAGCGAGUGUGACGUGGCUCCUCUGGUCAGCCUUCAGCCCUUAUGCAGUGUGGCAGAGGAAGGACAUCCUUUUUCAGAUCUGCUAUGGAAUGUAUGGUUUUAUGGAUCUAGUGUGCAUAGGUCUCAUUGUCCAUGAAGGAGCUGCAGUUUACAGAGUGUUUAAACGCUGGAGAGCUGUGAAUUUGCACUGGGAUGUGUUAAAUUAUGACAAAGCCACAGACAUUGAAGAGAGCAGCCGGGGAGAGUCUUCCACGAGUAGGACUUUAUGGUUGCCACUGACGGCUCUGCGGAGCAGAAACUUGGUCCACCCAACGCAGCUCACCUCGCCAAGGUUCCAGUGUGGCUACGUGCUCUUGCAUCUCUUCAACCGGAUGAGGCCCCAGGAGGAUUUGUCAGAAGAUAACAGCUCGGGAGAGGUUGUGAUGAGAGUGACUUCAGUGUGACAAACACAUUUGAUGAUGCAGUGCGGACCACCCUGCACAUUUCGGAAUGUAAUUGCAAUGAAUGGAGAAACCAUAGCACUUCUAAAAAAAAACACUCAUCUAUGAACUUUUUAAAAUUUAUGCUUUUUAUAUGAACAUUUGAAUUGCAAAUACAUUUUUCUGAAAAAAAAAAAGAGAGUCUUCUUGUUCUUUGUUUUCUGAUUUGUCACAUCUUUUAUAAGUUAGUACUUGAAAUCAUUAUACAUAUAAUUUAACUCUAUUGGGUUAAAAGAAUGAUGAAAGUUAUCCUUAAGUCAAAACUAUUUUUUCUUGCUUCUUUUAAAUAUAUUUUUACCAAAUUUCCUGCUGCACGUGUAAUUUUUCUGACACAGUACGAAUGGGGAAGCGGUUUAGAGUGCUGUGGGAAGACUCCCAAGUGCCCAUCGAGGGUACAGAACAGGCGCUGCUGUGGCACUCAGGGCUGGGGCUACUUGUGCCUCGUGCUGUUGGCAGGAUUCAGUGUGGCUUUUCAAUAUGAUGAAAAACAACUGGUCGCCAGCAAUGCAAGUUCUAGGAACGGCACAGAGAGCAUCUCAAAGAAUAAAUAGGAGCAAAAUAAUGUGGUUUUAUUCCAGUUCAUAUUAAACGGCGAGGCUGACUAAUUCCAGUUCUCAAAGCUCCCCAGAACAUUGCACCAUAUACGUGUUAUAAUAAUACUAACUCAAAGAUAAUGCUGCCUCACAUUGGCACAGACCGUUAAUAGACCCAUCACAGUUAGUUCCAUUAAUUAGUGUCUUGAAUUAUCUGAGCACCGUCUUAAUUAGAUUUUUCCUUUUGAAAAACCGUAUGUAUCUUCCUAAUCAUUUAAAUAUAUUCCUAUUACUUGGUCUAAUGAAGUCCUAAAAAGUAUGUUUGCCAGCUGUGAGAAGUCUUUCUCUAGAUGACUCAAUCAGUAUUUUUUAAAAUGAAAAAGAGGAAAAGAUAAAUGCAGCUAUUGACUCCCCAGGAACAGGUUACUAACUAGUGGUACCUGGGACUUUUCCACCUUUGGAUCUCCUAUUGGAGGUAAUUGUCACAUUUUAAUGGGUAGCCACAAGAGAUGAGAGGGCAGAUGGGCAUACUUCCCUCAGAAACAUGAGUUGAACAUGCUGGCUGUUUGAAGCAAUUAAUUAGAUUUUAAAAUAUAUGAAAUAUAGGUGAUGUACCCUAAUGCUUUAUGUUCUAUUUAUGUUGACAAUAGAAUAGGUAGAAUUGUGAUUCCCACAUAGGAAAUUCUCCCACUUCUUAAAAACAUAUUUUUCCAGUUGAAAAUCUUUGUCAGAGAGGAGAAGGUAUGAAAAUUUGCAGAAAAGUGAAGAAUGAAUCACAAAGUCAUGAAAGAAUGAAAAUCCAACAUUAGUUAGAGACACAUCUAGAUCCAGAGGGUGAGCAUGUUGAGCAUUCCGUUGCCAAACUGUGAGGGUCUUGCUUGUUUUAAGCUGAUGUUAAAUGAGUACAGUCCUGGUGGCUUCCCGGAUGGUUUAAUCAUUAAGGCAAGUCAUAACAGCUCAUCAUCUAAUGGAGAAUAAUUCUAGCUACUACUGAGAGUACAAUAUAGAGCAUUGUUUUAAAAACGCAGGUCUAAGAGGUUGGGGUUAUGGCUCAGUGAUAGAGCACUUGCCACGCAUAUGUGAGGCACUGGCUUCAAUUCUUAGCACCACAUAUAAAUAAAUGAAUAAAAUAAAUAUUAAACAAUAUUAAAACACUGGACUAAGACUUUAGACACAAGUGCUACAGCAUGUUACUAUUCUGCCUUUGAAUUAGUGUGCACCUUUGUAUCCACAUCAACUUACUUGAAAACAAGAAGGGGCAGAGGAUGAGAAUCCCUCUCUGCUGCAUUGAAUGGGGUUUAAGGUGGAGACCUCUGGAUAUGAGAGCUCCUAAUAGAAAGGACAACUGAAUGGAAGCCUCCUUCCAUCCAAGGACUUUGCCCUUUGGGUUUACCUUCUGUCUGUAACCUGUAUACCCACUCACUGUCUCCAUGGCUCCUACCUCCUAUAACACAAACACAUGCAUACCAGCACACAAUUCAAAUCAACACUGGAAGAAGAAUCUAGCAGAAUUUCCACUCAAAAAAAAAGGGCCAUUCCUGAAAAGAUUGCAUAAAAAUUCAA